Punica granatum (pomegranate) is the source of this 778-nucleotide messenger RNA. The record is from RefSeq and is a predicted model, not a curated record. NCBI's taxonomy places the organism in Eukaryota, Viridiplantae, Streptophyta, Magnoliopsida, Myrtales, Lythraceae.
CAAUAUAUAUAUAAACAUUGAUGUAGAGAAAAACCUUUUAUUAGCUAAGUAAUAACACAACUCAAACAAGUAAUCGCUUUUGCUUUGGUUCUUCUUCUUGUUAAAGGAAAUGGGUUCUCUAAUGGCAGGCUGGGACUCUCCAUUCCGAGACCCUAAAUACGCGGCAUAUCAGAGGAAUCGGUCGUUCACGAAAGAAGAGAUAGAAGCUUACUGGAAAUCGAAGAAGAAAGUGGAGGAGGAGCUUCGCAAGGCCACUUCUAGCUCGUCCGAUGAUGUUUCUCAGGAAGCUGGAACUAAGUAUCAGAGAUCGAAGUCACCGCCUAUGACAAAUGAUGCCAAGGGAGCCAACUUCACGGAGAUGGAAGCAGCGGCUUGGGAGAAGCUUAUCAAGACCAAUGGCUGGUGGACUAGGAGCAAUUGGGCGUUUCUAAAUGAACCGCCGGUGGGCGAAGGAACUACCAACAGCUACGCCUCCCAGUUCCACGUGGCCGAUCCCAGCCGCUCGAAGCUAAAUGACGGCGCUGGGUCGAGCCCAUGAGUCUAUGCUGGGUCGGAUCGUACCUCAGCUCAUAUAUGUACUGAUUGUAUAUGCGUACGUAGAAAUAUACUCGUACACAGUUCAAAGAGUGUGCAAAUCCCAUGUGUAAGUUCGGGGUUAUCUUCUUCUUCUUAACGCUUUUUGCUUUUUGUAUGUAAGAAUGGGAAAUUGUGGCUGAUGAGUUCAAUGGGAGUGUCUUAGUUAUGUAAUUAAUUAAAAAAUCCUCCCUUUUUUCCUUUA